GGCGGACUACAAUGACCAUCAUGCAACACUGGACACGCCCUCGUCUUGUGCGGUUGCGUCACAGUGAACUGUAGCUAACAAGUGUCCGCGCGCUAACUGGCGCUAACGUUACUUUUUUUUAAAAUAUAUAUAAAUUCAGUACCACUGUACCGCACAGCUUUAUCUUUAUUUAUUCACAUGGCCAACAGAAACAGUCUGGCAUUGUUGUGCAGAAAUUACCACCAAGGUGCAUUAAAACGCGAUAAGCUAGCAGUUGGCUACCGGAUGUUGUUUCCAUGGUGAUGUCGCUUUACGGUCAGUCGCUAGCUGUUAUAUCAAGAGAGCGGUUGUUUUGUACAGCCUCUCUGGGAGUUGAGAAUAUUUAAAUCGAUGGCUAUGUCGGGUAAGUGACGAAGGAUGUCGGCGGGGUCUCAGCACUCCGAGCCCCAGAGGCUGGUGCUUUCCAGCAGUAAUGGCGCUCGUGGUUUACACGUUGAAUCCUCGCGACCGAAGCACAGACAACGCACACAAGCAGCAGGAGCAACAGAGACUGAUGACACCUCUCUUCGACUGAGAUUCAACAGUUUGUCCAUGGAUGAACUCAGUGAGGAGCUUGACAGGCGAACCACAGAAACGCAAAGACUUCAAGAAGAAGUGGAAAAUGCAACCAAAGUUGCCUUGGAGAGGUUUGGCUGCACAUACGGUAUCAACAGCUCACCUGGACUGAGCUUUUUCAAGCACAGGUUUAACAUACAUGUGCAGGGGAGAAACAGGGGAGAGGUCCAGAUAAACAAAAGCCCAGCCUAUGUAACUGAUGAUCCACCUGGGGAUUUCACCAUCCUUCCAACCCACUAUCAGGCAGCGAUUCAGUCUGCGGACUGUGAUCUGGAUAUUUUAAACCAGGAGGUGGCUCAAAGGCAAAUCGGCUCCCCUGGAAAGGAUGUGUUGGAAAAUGCAAAAGAUGACUGUUUUCAACAGCUGCCUGAAUUGCAACGAAACCAGAUGCAGACACAUGAUCAAACAGAACAAGAGACAUUCAGCUUUGACAAAGCCAUCGUGAACCUGCAGACUAAGCUGCAUGAAGUCCAGAUGGAGAAAGAUGUCUUGUCGGAACUCAGAUUGACAGAGUCAAGGAAACACGUUGAUCAGAUGGAAAAGAUGCUACGCAUGUUGGAAGAGCUCCAGAACAUCAAAAGGGCGGCGGACCAAAAGCUGCAUGAGACGGAGGAUGAGGCGUCGGCACUUAACAGGAAAGUAGAGACUUUGGAACAGAUUAUGAAGGAGACGUACUCUUCACUGUUAUCCCACGAGAAACAGCGUGGUAACAGCACCAUCACCAGUCCUAAUAUCAUCACUUGUUCAAGACCUCCAUCCCCAGCUGCUAAGUUAACUGAGGAUCAUAACAAUGAGACAGACAAGCUACAGGAGAGACUCGUUGUGUCAGUAGAUCUUCUGGCGAGUGAAGGAUGCAGUGGAGUAAAUAAUGAAAGAACCGAAGAACUGAUUGCAAGUCUUUGCCAGGAGAUGGCACUGUUGACCGACAAACUGAGUUCAUCAAAACACAACAGCGUCAGCUUGAGUGACAAUUUGGAGCUCCUAAAGAAGCUCACAGGGAGACAGACAUCAUUGCACCAGUGUCAGAUUGGUGAACUUGAGUCAACCCUUACCAGCCAUAAAGACAAGGUAUGUUGUCUGGAGCGGCAGCUCCUUCAUGUUCGGUCUCAGCUCGCGGAUGCUCAAAGAGAGAGAGAGCAAUCUUUGCAACAGACAGCAGAGCUUCAGUCCCAGCUCGGCCAACUUAAGAGGUGCAGUGAGCAGCAGCAGUGUGAGCUCCAGGUGGAAGUAAAGGCCCUGGGAGGAUGGCUGGAGGAGGCCCGGGAGCAGCUUCACAGAGUUGGAAAGGAGAAAAACUGCUUACAGGCCCUGCUGGAUCGGAGGACCCAGGAGGGGAGGACAGCCCAGGAACUCCUGCGGGAGAAAGAUGAGGAGCUCCGGCUCAGGCAGCAAGAGGGCCAGCAGCAUCUUUCUCAGUGCCAGACCCUGCAAGUAGAAGGAGAAACACUGAGGCUGAAGCUGGAGGACCGAGAGAAGCUGGUAGAUAUUCUGCGGUUGCAGAUGGAGAGCAGCGUCCAGAUGUCAGCGCAGCACAGCUGCACCAUCGACAGCCUUCACCAGGAGAACAGCCUCCUCCGUAACCAGCUAAACCAGCACAAGCUGGAGAUUCAGCAUCUCAGGGCGGAGUUAGAACGGCACAAGUCAGACCUGUCCACUGCCGCGCACGAGAGGCGGCAGCUCCUGGCGUCUGUGGCCGAACAAAGUCGACGUGUUCAGGAGGAAUCUCUGGAGAAAAAACGGCUCAGCACCCAGCUGGAGUUCCAGCGCAUGCAGAUACUCACCCUCACCAAGGAGCAUGAGGAGCAGCAGCGGCUCCGCAGCUGUAAGAAUGAUGAGCAUGAGGGUGUGGUGCUGAGGCUUCGGAGUCAGCUAAGGGACACCCGUGACGAGCUGGACCAGGUCAGGGGCACGCUGAGGACACUGGAAGGAGCAGAUGGACACGGCCUCCAAGUAGCCAUGGACAUGCAGAAGGAGAUCACUUCCAGAAGAGAGCAGGUUGACUCUCUGCAGGGCAGAAUCCAACAUCUAGAGGAGACUGUGGAGAAGCUUUACCAGGAAAAGCGCCACCAGAGCCUGGAGAGCCAGCGUCAGCUCCAUGAUCUCACCUUUGUGAAGGAAGAGAAGAAACAACUUGCCACUGAGCUGGGGGCUCUUCGAUCCAAAGACCAACAAUUAAGGGACCGGAUCGAGGACCUGGAGGCAAUCCUUCACAAGAUGUCAGCGAGCUUUGCAGACUGUCAAGAUUUCAUCCAGCUGCAGGAGCAGGACUUUUAUCGUCUGAAACUCCAACAUGCCCUCGACCUGAAGGACUUCCAAGGUCAAAAUCUGCACACAGCUCUGAAUGUACCUCCACCAGACCUGGAUUCCCCGAAUCCAUCAGCACUCCGAGCCCCACCUUCGGCCCAGCACGCCGCCAACACUCAGAUCAAGGCGAGCCCCGCCCGGGAACUCCGGUCUCUCGUGAAAGAGCUGCGAGGAGUGAUUUCAGAGAACCACAGACCACACACCUAUAACAGCCCCGCUGACAGCAGCUUCCACAGGAGGAGGUCUGCACCAGAGAGAGUGCACAGGACCACAUGCAGCAGUGACAAGACUGAAGAAGUAAAAGCUGCCUCCAAGUUAAGAAGAAGAACCUGUCACAGUGAGCCACAUUUCCUCACAAAAGCUGAGCUGAAUGGGAAGAAGAUGAUCAACAAGGACUCCAGUGAAAAGGUAAUGGCUCGUCCAGGCCGCGGCGUAUGGAGUCCAGCGACUGCAGUGAGGUGCACGUCUACCCUCCAGCUCCUCUCACUGGGCCGCAGGUCGCCUGUCCACUCCCUCCUGACCUCUGACCCAAACAGCUGACACUGACACGACAACCACAGACCUGAGGCCGGCUCCUCGUCUCAGUAGAAAUCUCGUGUUUUUUGGAAAGGGUCACCAGAUGAAGUUGGAUGUGAAAUGAAGGUUUUUAUUUUUAAAAAUAAAAUAUUUUAAUUAUAAUUCAUAAUGUAUUGUUUUAAUAAAGUAUUUGAUAAAACAAUAAAUGUUUGAUUAAUUUA
Messenger RNA from Scophthalmus maximus (turbot), 3635 nucleotides. RefSeq names its product coiled-coil domain-containing protein 158-like. The transcript is spliced from 24 exons. Lineage: Eukaryota; Metazoa; Chordata; Actinopteri; Pleuronectiformes; Scophthalmidae. The record is from RefSeq and is a predicted model, not a curated record. Bases 397 to 3438 code for a protein of 1013 amino acids.